Molecule: messenger RNA, 1392 nt
Organism: Raphanus sativus (radish)
Lineage: Eukaryota; Viridiplantae; Streptophyta; Magnoliopsida; Brassicales; Brassicaceae
Exons: 3
Coding region: 281-1249 (322 amino acids)
Cellular component (GO): cytosol
Molecular function (GO): protein-folding chaperone binding
Source: RefSeq, a predicted model, not a curated record
GAGAAUGAAAACAAACGGAAAGGGCGAAGGCAAAAGAGGCAAGAGGGCAAAACACCGUCAACGAAGAGAGACAGAUAGAGAUCGUGUCUUCUCGAAACUUCCACGAGAUUCCCUACUUGUAAGAAACUUCAAUUGUGAAAGUGAAAGAGAAAGAGAAUAGAGAGAAGACGUCGACAGAGAGAUAUAAACCCAGAAAAAAAUACGUUUUUUUUUUAAUUAAAUCACAAAUCAGAUUCAGGAAAACGUGAAGAAGCCAAAGAGAGAAGAAGAAGGAGGCGAGAUGGGUGUGGAUUACUACAAGCUUCUACAGGUCGAUAGAAGCGCCAGCGACGAUGACCUCAAGAAAGCUUACAGAAAGCUCGCCAUGAAAUGGCAUCCCGACAAGAACCCCACCAACAAAAAAGAAGCCGAAGCUAAAUUCAAACAGAUCUCCGAAGCCUACGAUGUUCUUAGCGAUCCUCAGAAGAGAGCGGUGUACGAUCAGUAUGGUGAGGAAGGUUUAAAAGGGAACGUUCCACCUCCUAAUGCUACUGGUGGUGGUGGAGCUUCCUACUUCUCCACAGGAUUCAACCCUAGAAGUGCUGAUGAUAUAUUCGCUGAGUUUUUCGGUUUCUCGACUCCCUUUGGUGGAGGAGGAGGAGGAGGUGGUGGUGGUGGAUCAAGUCACCACAACCACCACCACCAUCAUCAUCAUCAUCAGGCUGCACCUAGGAAAGUGGCUCCUAUAGAGAACAAGCUCCCUUGUAGCCUUGAAGAUCUCUACAAAGGAACCACCAAGAAGAUGAAGAUCUCAAGAGAGAUUCUAGAUGUCAGCGGAGCGACGCAAACGGAAGAGAUACUAACCAUCGGAGUGAAACCAGGAUGGAAGAAAGGCACCAAGAUCACAUUCCCUGAGAAAGGCAACGAGCAUCCCGGAGUGAUUCCUGCUGAUCUCGUCUUCAUCAUCGACGAGAAGCCGCACCCGGUGUUCGCACGUGACGGCAACGACCUGAUCGUCACGCAGAAGAUCUCCCUAGCUGAGGCCUUAACAGGCUACACCGUGAACCUAACUACUCUUGACGGCCGAACGCUUACGAUCCCAGUCACUAACGUGAUCCAUCCGGAGUACGAAGAGGUUGUGCCUAAAGAAGGAAUGCCACUUCAGAAAGAUCAGACAAAGAAAGGGAACUUGAGGAUCAAGUUCAGCAUCAAGUUCCCAGCGAGGUUAACUACAGAACAGAAGUCUGGUUUCAAGAAGCUUCUUGGGUGAUAGUCAAGAUUGGGUUCUAAUGCCCCUCCCCCACCCCCCUGUUUUUUAAAUUAUUUUUUCAAGAUAGUUCUUACAAGAUUUGGUUAUUACAUGUCCUCUAGAAACAAAAUUUGAAAGUUAAAAAAAUGUUUUUUGUGUGUUUA